Aureobasidium subglaciale EXF-2481 is the source of this 2025-nucleotide messenger RNA. RefSeq lists its product as uncharacterized. The transcript has 4 exons. The record is from RefSeq and is a predicted model, not a curated record. Lineage: Eukaryota; Fungi; Ascomycota; Dothideomycetes; Dothideales; Saccotheciaceae. Bases 266 to 1540 code for a protein of 424 amino acids.
UGUGCCGUCUAGCAGGAGAUUGCUGCACUCAUAUCGAUCUGAUCAUGAUCUGACACCUUCGGCACACACAUAUCAACUGCAAGCCUGAGGGCAUUGUCCGUUCUCGAGAAAUCCGCAUUCUAAAGAUUUGAUUCUGCAUCUCCUCGACAUCUGAAGGUCUGACAUGACCAAGAAAGCCUCAACAGCAGUCAAUAUCGAGAAUCUUUAGCAUCUUCCACCAACUUUGAAUGCUGCGACACGCAUUGGCAGGUGAACAUAUCCAAACAUGAAAGCUUUCGCACCGCCACGUACUGUGUCUGUAUGCCAACUCUGUCGUCAGACAAGCACGCGACAAACGGCACCAUGGCCCUCAACUGGUCGAGUCGCGCAACAAUCGCGUCUCAUCUCAUCCACUCCCACACGCACUAGAGUUCAAUCAAGAGAUACGCCCACCACCCCUGCUUCAUGUCGACAGUCGCGCAGAUGGUUCGUAUCUGAUACCACGGCCUCUGCUCCUGCAAAUAUAUCCGCCGUUGUCACCCAGCUAUCACAAAAAGAACUUUCGGACUUCCACGCACGCAUCGAAGAGCUUGCGAAACAUGUCCUGGAUCACCCAGCCGUGCCAGACGAGGCUAUCGUUCUGAAAGCACUGGAAGAGUACCUGUCCAUGGCUCGGAAACUCGUUGGUGCCAAAGAUACAGCACAGAAACAGACAACAACACAAACCGAGAAGACGGCUACUUCUGCUCUACUGAGCAACCUCAAUACUCCCUCCAACUCAUCGAUCACGAGGUCACGGAUUAUGGAUGCUCUCACUACCAGAGCUUUCGACAUGCUCAUCUAUCGUCCCGUCUUCAUCACACCUGACAUGCUCAAAACCUACGUCGAGCUACAGUGUCUGCUACAACGUCCAGAAUCCUUCCCAGCAGUCUUCAAACUAUAUCGCGAGAAACCCGUACCCAGACCAUCAAAAGACGGUGUCGUUGCCUACGACGAGACAAAUCCAGAUAAACCCAAUGCAGCCGUAGCCCCCGCAGUAGCAGACAUGGCCAUCGAUGCCGCAAUCGACAGCCGUGAUCUGUCUCUCGCUCUUGGAACUAUUGACGCCACAUACUGCACAAAAGCCUACAAACGCUCUAAAUUCCUGCGAAGUGCUUUGUUUCCCCUGACUGGUUUCUUACUCACACCUCCCGCGGCUUACACACUUGCUACACGCUUUAGCGAUUAUCAGACUACCAUGGAUCCGGCAAUGGCGACGAAUAUCGCCAUGGCGGGUAUUAUGACGUAUACAAUGGCUGUGGGUACUGUGGGCUAUGUUGCUCUGACUACGGCGAAUGAUCAAAUGGUAAGAGUAACUUGGGCGCCGGGAGUACCAUUGUGGGAGCGUUGGGUGCGUGAGGAGGAGCGCAGUGCUUUUGAUAAGUUGUCUCAAGCUUGGGGAUUCGCGAGUAAAGACAAGUGGGGCGAGGAAGAGGGUGAGGAGUGGGAGUACCUCAAGGAGUUCUGCGGUCUUCGUGGUAUGAUGCUUGAUCGUGUCGAACUGAUGGAUGGUAUGGAGUAGAGAGAGAGAGCCAAUGCCUUGAUCCGAUAAUUGUACAAAAGACCCAAAUACUAUAAACCCUUUCCCCCUUUAUAUUACAAGCCAAAUUCUUCUACAAUCGCGUCAACAAGCCUUGAAUCUUUUGCUCCAAAGAACUCGAGCCUUCAACACCUCCACACACCACCUCUUCCUUGAUACCUAACCUCCUACACUGCACCUCCACCUUUGCCUCACUCUUCCAAGCCCUCCCUAACACAACAAUCAACGGAUACCCCACCAAAUCCGCAUCGUUCAAUUUCCAACCCAUUGGCUUAACCCGAUCAUCCACCACCACAUCCGCCACUACUCCCAACCUCUUUGCCAAAGUUUCCGCAUCUUGCUCAUUGCCCUUGCCAGGUACAACGACGACUUGAAAGGGCGCAAUAGCAGCAGGCCAAUUCAACCCCUUGGUAUCUGAAAGAAGUGAUGCGAUGGCGCCUACGAGACGAGAAACACCGAUACCAUGA